Carya illinoinensis is the source of this 1529-nucleotide messenger RNA. Its product is annotated as protein FAR1-RELATED SEQUENCE 5-like. Lineage: Eukaryota; Viridiplantae; Streptophyta; Magnoliopsida; Fagales; Juglandaceae. Bases 53 to 1372 code for a protein of 439 amino acids. The transcript is spliced from 3 exons. The record is from RefSeq and is a predicted model, not a curated record. Gene Ontology annotation, molecular function: nucleic acid binding; zinc ion binding.
UAGUGAAACAGCCGAAUCAUAUACAUGGUUAUUACGAACAUGGCAAGAGGCAAUGCUUGGUCGUGCUCCCUCAACUAUAAUUACGGAUGAUGACAAGGCGAUGGCAAAGGCCAUUGGAGAGGUACUCCCGAAUACAAUUCAUAGACUGUGCUUGUGGCAUAUUUUACAAAAGUUCCCCGAACACUUGGCUCAUGCAUAUAACAAAUAUCCGGACUUUCAAAAAGAUUUCCGUCAUUGCAUCCAUGAGACAAUUACAACUGAGGAGUUUGAGCAGGAAUGGGCUUUGAUACUAGUGAAGUAUGAGUUAGGAGAAAAUGCUUGGCUGCAAAAUCUUUAUGCCCGACGGGAUAAGUGGGUUCCGGCGUACUUACGUUCAACAUUCUGUGCUGGUAUGUCAACAACUCAAAGGAGUGAAAGUAUGAAUAAAUUUUUCAAAGACUAUGUCAAAUCAAGCACUAUGGUUAGUGACUUUGUGCAUCAAUAUGAAAAAGCUAUAGAUGCACGUUAUUUCAAAGAGAAAGAGAAGGAUGUGCGGACAAAAUCUACACGGGCGAUAAUGAAGACACCUCUUAAAAUUGAAGAGGAGGCGGCAAUGGUUUAUACAAGAAAGUCCUUCAUGAUCUUCCAAAAUGAACUUUUCGAUAGUCUACGAUACCAAGCAAGAAAAUUAUCAAAAGAGGGUGAGACCAAGACAUAUGGAGUCAAUGCUUAUGGUAAAGAAACACCUCUUUACCAUGUGACGCUUGAGGGUGAUGAAGAACAUGCAACAUGUACUUGCCAUAAGUGGGAGUUUAUGGGAAUUCUUUGUAGGCAUAUAUUGUGUGUUGUUGGGAAGAAAAUGAAGUUAGAUAGAUUGCCACAACAUUAUGUGCUAGAAAGAUGGACUAUUAAUGCUAAGAGCCGACCCAUUCCUGACAUACCAUCUCCUGAAGGGCAUAUUCGGGAAGGACUAGAUGAGCCUACGAUGAGAAAAACCAAAACAAUGUUACAACUUUACGACAUUGUCGAACUAGGCUCACAGUCAGUAGCGAAACAUAAUCACCUCACAUAUGCAUUGGAGAAGGUUCACAAAGAGUUACUUGAGAUGGAGGAUAAUGUAGAAUGUUCACGAGCAUGCGAACCAACGAAAGAUUAUCACAACAUGGGAAGUCAAGUUAUAUCGAACUUCUCACAAACGGUCCAGGAUCCUCCAAGGGUGCCAACAAAAGGACGUCCAAAAUCUUUGAGAGCGAAGAACCCAAAAGAAACACAUGCGACGAAGAAGAGACACUGUAGCAUUUGCAAGAAUGAAGGGCAUGCUAAAAACAAUUGUCCGUCGGUGAGGGAUAUUGGGCCAACAAUUGACAACAUAUCGCAACACGUUGAUCCAUAGUGCUAUAUUUAUGGGAGAUUAUGUGGGUGGAAGCUUGGGAAGAGUGGGCAUGUUGAUUCUGAGCUAGUAGUAGAGUUCUUGGGAAAUUACAUGUUUAUUGAAUUGUUUUGUUAAAUUUUGUUAAAUUGGUAGAUGGAGGUUGUUAAAUUCCGAAUAG